GCCGCCCACUUCCCUGUGGUCUGCCUGGGUGUCUCCACCUCAGUUCCCCUUUGGUUCUUCGGUGUUGGCUUCUCCCGGAGAGCUAGUGAUGGAAGAGGUAUUACCUCGACACGGGACUCUGGGUGGAUGGCGCCUGCCUCUCUGAGCACUUGGGUUUUGGGGUUAUUUUUCAUCUGUGAAAUGAAAUUGGUGAUCCAGUACCUCCUUCACAGGCACAUUGUUGGGACUGUGGGCAGAUGAUAAAAGGAGAGCCGUCAGCACACCGCGUGUCUGAUCACAGCGAACGGUGCCCGCGCUCUGGUCUGUUGGGUCUCAUUUUAGUACCAUUACUGUCCCACCGAAGAUUGGAAGAAAAGGGUGCCACAGCUUUGUUAGUGAAAAUUGUAGGGAACUGAGAGGAUCCUGGGGUUCGCAGGUUACUUAGGGUACGGGUUCGGAUGCAGUGGCAAGAUAAUCAGAAGACGCUUGGUCGUGUGUCACAGUCUAAGCUCCUGAAAUGUGCCAGUGUCUACUCGGGUCUAGUACCUUCCGCCUUGUCCCUAGAGAGCAGCAACUUGACGCGACUCCUUUCUGCUUCCCUAAAUGCAUCUGUGACCGGUUUUUUAAAAAGGUGAAAUUUGCACGAUUAGAGUCUAAAGGUUCCCGGGCCCCGUCUGUCUCGUGUUCCGCCAUAUUUAGGGCUGGUCCCCAGGCCGGGAUGCCGACCGUCACCCUUCAGACCAGCCAGAUGGGGAAAAAAGCAUCCGCAUCAAAGGCCUGUGUAGCUACAUGGGAAGUAAAAGUGUCCGGAAGCCAGUCGGCGUAUGUCCAGUCAGAAAUCCUCCGGGUACGCCCCCUGCGUUCUCCCUCCAGCUGGAAAGGACCGCGUGAUCACUUCUUCCUGCCCAAGUCCCGCCCUUUCCGCCACCGCCACUGAGGCGGAGUCGGUGAUCCGAGGAACCCGCAACGCGCCGACUCGGGUAGGAGGAGCGGAAGUGGUCACGUUUUGCGGAGCCGUAAAGCGUGGCUGUCGUGUCGCCUUCCGGUUAGCGACAACGGCUGCGACCGGCCGGUGGUGCCGUCCGUCUGCGGGUAAGGGCAUCUGCCAGACCCUUGCCCAUACGAUUUCCUUCCUGUUGCCGGCCCUUCGCUGCCACCGCCACGUCUGCCUUGAAACAUGUUCAAGAAAUUUGAUGAGAAGGAGAACGUGUCCAACUGUAUCCAGUUGAAAACUUCGGUCAUUAAGGGUAUUAAGAACCAACUGAUAGAGCAGUUUCCAGGUAUUGAGCCGUGGCUUAAUCAAAUCGUGCCCAAGAAAGAUCCUGUUAGAAUAGUCCGAUGCCAUGAACAUACGGAAAUCCUUUCAGUAAAUGGAGAAUUGCUGUUUUUUAGACAAAGAAAGGGGCCUUUUUAUCCAACCUUGAGAUUACUUCACAAAUAUCCUUUCAUCCUGCCACACCAGCAGGUUGAUAAAGGAGCCAUCAAGUUUGUACUCAGCGGAGCAAACAUUAUGUGUCCGGGGCUGACUUCCCCUGGAGCCAGGCUCUGCCCCGCGGCCGCGGACACCAUCGUCGCGGUCAUGGCGGAAGGGAAGCAGCACGCUCUGUGUGUCGGGGUCAUGCGGCUGUCUGCGGAGGACGUCGGCAGAGUCAACAAAGGGAUCGGCAUCGAAAACAUCCACUACCUGAAUGACGGGCUGUGGCACAUGAAGACGUACAAGUGA
Molecule: messenger RNA, 1702 nt
Organism: Oryctolagus cuniculus (rabbit)
Lineage: Eukaryota; Metazoa; Chordata; Mammalia; Lagomorpha; Leporidae
Gene: MCTS2
Product: MCTS family member 2
Biological process (GO): formation of translation preinitiation complex
Molecular function (GO): RNA binding
Source: RefSeq, a predicted model, not a curated record